AUGGUACAGUUUCAGCGGCGGGUUAUAAACAGUUUAAAUAUCGUGAGGCACAAUCAGGCUGAAAUUAUACAGAUGCUGACAGUAGCCCUACAAAGAAAUAGUCCUCCAGGUGCAGAAACUUCAAACACUCCUGAGCCAGUGCUGCGCUGCCCACUGGACAGUGUGCGAGAAGUCCUUGAUUUCAAUGAAGAACUGACUGAAGGAAAAAGUGAAGCUCUGGUUCUGGACCUUAUGGGCUAUGGAACAAGAACCCUGAACACAACUAUUAAGUCAAUGAUGGCUUAUAUAAUGAGUGAUCAGGCUGCGUCGGAAUUUAGUAUGGACGGCCGCAAAGGCAAGGUUCGAUUUAGGGACCUGAAGCUCGUCAAAGUUCUGUUCUCGGCUGCUCGGCGGACACGCCACCACAAAGACUGCACGGUAGACGACGUGCUCUACCACAUAAAGGAGUGGCUGCGCAGGGCAAAAGAAAGGUGUGCAGCCACUGCUAAGAAAGACUGAAAGUUUGCUGUACAGAAACCAGACGCUACUUCCGUGCAGGACCAUGAUGGUGCUUAAUUAGCUUACAAAAGUGGAAAAUAAAGUCUUGUUGAAUUGUGGAA
Messenger RNA from Dermacentor albipictus, 599 nucleotides. The record is from RefSeq and is a predicted model, not a curated record. NCBI's taxonomy places the organism in Eukaryota, Metazoa, Arthropoda, Arachnida, Ixodida, Ixodidae.